AUGGCGGUCAAUUGGAAAAUCUACUUCAUUCCACUUCCUCUUCUGUUAUUAACCUAUUAUUUAUUAUUUUCUGGACGAAAAGCAACCAAAAGAAACGAUCAUCACAAAGGAAGGCAAAGCGGUGCUGAAAGAAAUAACGGAAAACCAGAGUGCCCGUCUAAUUUUCAGGUAGUUGACGAAACUUGCGUUCGUUGCCCGCGCGGCCAUUUUAGUUUUCGAGGUUGGAUUGCGUGUUUACAAUGGUUAGAUUGUACCAGUAUCGCUCUUGACGUGAGGACUAGACGCAGAAUUGGUAUUCCAGGUCAUUUGAAUGCGGUCAAAGAAGUCUAUUUGGCGGAUUGGCAGGGGUAUGAUGUGGUGUAUAGUAAAUGCGCGAGUGACCUUUAUUACGAAGAUUGCCUACAUGGAAUGCAUAUGGUGGAAGGCCUUCAAAGGAGUGAAUUUGUAGUACAGCUCAUUGGCAUUUGCUAUAAUGACAGUCUAGAGGUGAAUUUUGUCAAUUUUGUCUAUUAACUCCCGGGUUAGGAGACUUUCUUAACUUUAUCUUUGAGGUGACGUAAUCACAUGGCUAUGAUAUGCCUUGACUGUUUACAACGAUGUGUUUGAAAAAAAUUCCUUUAUUUACUCUUCUAUCAGUGGAAAAGUGAUAAAAUUGUUAAAUUCCGUCAGAAUUAGAGGUAAAACCUCGGAAUAAAUAGACCAAAUCAUUUUAAAUAUUUGGAAACAAUUUGUGAAGAAUUGAACGAUUUCCGUUCAGCCUGUUGUAUUCUAAAAUGAAGUAUUAGUUCCGUAGAUAUACUCUUAAUUUGGCCUUUUUUAUUUUCUAUAACUGUAUACAUAAUGAAGUUGGGGUUACAUGCAAUUUUGUCCUUUCACCUGUAUAACCAGGUAUGACCUUUCUCCACGUAAUCGGUGACAUCAUCAAUGUUGCAUUUUAUGGAACUUCUUCUGAUCAUAAAUAAUUUUUUUAUCUCUUAAAUAGCACCACCCCUCCCCAACCUUCUUUUUAAAUUUGGAAUGCAACAGAAAACACACUCACACAAUUUAGUUUUGUACAACAUAUUCUCAGGGUGGAGGAAGGGGUGUGGAGAGAUACAGUACCAUGAUCAAAAUGAUGCUAGGAACCAUAAAAUUCUUUAUAACAAUAUUCCAGACUAUCUGGUCUGGAAUAUUGUUAUAUGUAUUUGAAAAUAAUGCUUUAUUUGUGAUGCUUUCAUGAUAUAUAUAUAUAUAUAGGGAGAUGGGAAAUUGUUUCAGCUCUGUUUGUGUUAGUUUUUCGAGAGGGUGAGACAAAGAAAAAAUCUGAGUCCUCCACAAGGAUUGGAAAAUGAAUAUUAUUACUUGUUGUUCAUUUAUGUUCAUGUAACCAUUGUUUGGAUGUUGAUGCAGUGAUAUCUGAAACCCUUGUGUUUAUUAUUAUCAGAUGGUAACAGGAUAUUACAAGCAUGGCUCAGCAGACACACUUGAUGAACUCCUGGAGAGACCAGAACUUGGUCACUUCAACACUCUAGAAACAAGAUUUCAACUAGGCAUAGACUAUGUUAAAAUCCUCCAAUUUCUUCAUAACAGUCCUCUUGGUGUGCGGGUCAUGUGUGAUUCAAAUGACAUAACCAAGACAUUGUCACAGUACCUGAUAACAAAUGAUUUUCAUCUUGUCGUCAAUGAUCUUGAUGCUUUACCAGAAGUAAAAGCAGAUGAAGGUGAACUGAUCAAGUGUGGUCACAGAGAACUGUAUGGUGAUUUUGUAGCCCCUGAACAGUUGUGGCCUUACUCACGCCCUUUUGAUGAUGAAGAAAUGCCUCCCUAUGAUGAAAAGAUUGACAUCUGGAGAAUACCCAAUGUUGUUGACAAACUGCUAGGCCGAGUUCAUAAUAGUAACUUUGUCAGACGCCUUCUGAUAGGGAUUCAUGAGUCUUGUAAACAAGAAGAUCCAGAAGAGAGGCCAUCAGCUACUGAGGUUCUUGAAGUAUUUUUGAAUGUACAGAAAAUUAUUUCGGCAGGAACGAGGCAGGACCUCUAA
Messenger RNA from Pocillopora meandrina, 2020 nucleotides. The record is from the annotation of a GenBank genome assembly. Lineage: Eukaryota; Metazoa; Cnidaria; Anthozoa; Scleractinia; Pocilloporidae.